Molecule: messenger RNA, 1104 nt
Organism: Melanaphis sacchari
Lineage: Eukaryota; Metazoa; Arthropoda; Insecta; Hemiptera; Aphididae
Exons: 5
Source: RefSeq, a predicted model, not a curated record
AUGACUAAGAAAUAUCACUUUACGAUUGUUGAAAACAAGUUAAAGAGGGAACAGACCGGUAAAAUUGUACAUAAUAACCGGCAUAAAAAAAAAAAGAAGAAAUCCAAAAACAAUCAACAGCAAUUGUCUAAAAAUGGUAAAGUAGUAAACAUAAAUUUAAAAUCAACCGAUUUCUCGAAAAAAUAUUGUGAUAGAGUUAAUCAUACCGUAUGCAAAGACAAAAAAGAAUUUAAAAAAUCAGAAAUAAAAACUAUAGAUGCCAAUGUUAAUUUUGAAAACACUGAUAUUGAUUUGAGAAAAAAUAAAAAAUCUGAUAAUUUGAUUGAUGAAAAACCAUUGAGCUCAAUUAAAUUAAGAAAACCAUACGUGUUUAAAAAGCGGAUUAUUGGUCGAUCGAAAAAUUAUAAUUUUAUUUGUUACAGUAAUCGUUUUAAUCAUUUACCUGAAAACCAUAAUUGUAUAGAAUUUCGUAGUAAACAAAACCAUAAAAAAAUUUAUCAGACUAAUUGCCAAUUAAAUAAUGAAAAGCUUAAUGAUCAACGUGAUAAUUCAAUUAAAGUAGUCACGCCUUUAAAUGAUAAUGACAAUGCAAACAAAUGUUCAAAUUCAUUUUUUUUUACUAUUCAAAAUGAAGAACCAUUAUACGAUAGGAAUUUGAACUGUAAUGAUACUAAAACAAUGUGCAUCAAUAAAGAAACCAAAUACACUAAAAGUCUAAAUUGGCAGUAUACGGAAAGUUCUAUAGAAAACCACAAAAUGGAAAAUUUCAAUGAUUACCACGACAAACAUAAAUGGGGUUUUUAUAGUCAUAAUGGUCAAAAUACUUAUAGUAUAAAUAAAACAGAAAAUUCUAAAAGAAAUAAAUAUAUCAAGAACAUAAAACCAAUAAUAGAAUCGCUUCACACGAACGAAUACGAAAAAAGUUUGGUUUACAUAAGUUCUGAUUAUUCAGACCAGGAAAGGCAGGAAAUAAUUGUAAAAAAUCAAAAAUUAAAUCCAGAUAUCAUGGAUAUUAAUUUAAAUCCAUUAUCUAAUUCAACAUUUAUUAACACAAUAAAUCAGCAAAAGUUACAAGAAAAUAAACUUAAUAAUAAAAAGGUAAUA